Aplysia californica (California sea hare) is the source of this 633-nucleotide messenger RNA. RefSeq names its product protein disulfide-isomerase TMX3. Gene Ontology annotation, cellular component: endoplasmic reticulum. The record is from RefSeq and is a predicted model, not a curated record. Gene Ontology annotation, biological process: peptidyl-cysteine oxidation. Gene Ontology annotation, molecular function: protein disulfide isomerase activity. Lineage: Eukaryota; Metazoa; Mollusca; Gastropoda; Aplysiida; Aplysiidae.
GUUGUACAGCAUGACAAAAGACAUCGCCUUCAACUCCAGGGACAAGUUUCACUCAGAGUUUCAGUUCCUGUGGAUGCCGGAAGUGGAGACGGUAAACAGUAUCGCCAUGUCCUUCCUGGCCACGCCCGCCCUGAUGGUGCUGGAGAGUGAGCGACAGUUGUACUACCUGGCCCCAUUACCGGACAACCUCACGCGACCCAUGCUCCAAGACUUCCUCAUGAGGGUGGCCGAGGGAAAGGAACCGGCCUUUGGAGGAACUGGCUUCUCCAUGAGAAUCCGGCGGAUUUUCUACGACUUGAUCUCCACAGUCCUGAGCAUCUGGCAGGCGUCUCGCUGGCUGUUCCUGCUGAUGUUUGGCCUCCCCACCAUCAUCAUCUCCGUCAUCUGCUACAGCCUGUGCUGCAUGGAGACCAUCGACGACAUUCCUGACGACGAGGACGAUGAAGAUGACGAGGACAGAGAACUCUACGACAGACAACACCCUCCUCUGCCUGCAGGCGAAAGUGACCUACCCUCAUAUGAUGAAGUCCAGGCAGCUGGCGGGGAUCACAAGACCAGCGAAGACAAGAAGAACGAGUAGAUAGAUAGAGAGAUAGACAGAUAGGUAGAUAGGUAGAUCUAUCGAUAGAUAGA